Molecule: messenger RNA, 1673 nt
Organism: Seriola aureovittata
Lineage: Eukaryota; Metazoa; Chordata; Actinopteri; Carangiformes; Carangidae
Gene: cd2bp2
Product: CD2 (cytoplasmic tail) binding protein 2
Cellular component (GO): U5 snRNP
Molecular function (GO): protein binding
Source: RefSeq, a predicted model, not a curated record
GAAGAAGGAAAACAAGCGAAGAAGAAACGAAAACGAACGUCGCCUGAAUAAUUUCAGCAGGUUUUGAUACAUUUUACCGCUAAAAAUCACUUUAAUAACCUGGUUUGUGUAUUUUCACACUCGUGUUGUGCAAAAGUUAGACUGGAUCAAUUAACUAAAUGUUAUCCCACUUCUAUCCACAUUUUGGAUUCUGACGAAUGCCUUAGUUAUUCUGCAUGCGCUGUUGUUGGCUAACAUUUUUAGCAACAAAGCUAAGUCCUGUGUAACCGCUCAUUCUCGUGACGUUACAAGAAUAUUCCCUGUGAACGUUUCAUAAAUAAAGGUACUUACUAAUGCUACAGCUCACCUUAAGUUGCAUUAGGAGAAUCAAAGAGUCGCUGUCUUGCCUCCUGUAGCACCAUGCCGAAAAGGAAAGUAACAUUUGAGGACGGGAUCGGGGAGUUGGAUCUGGAAGACGACCUCCCCAACAAAAAGAGCUGUGAGGUUGCCAGUGGUCCAGGCUCCAGGUUCAAGGGUAAACAUUCCCUUGAUAGUGAUGAAGAGGAUGAACCGGAAGACACAAACAGCAGCAAAUACGAUAUUCUGGCCAGCGAUGAUGUGGAUGGGCAAGAGGGAGCAACAAUCGACUUUGAUGAGGGAGUUUCUAUUACACCUUUCAACCUGGAUGAAGAGAUGCAGGAAGGACACUUUGACUCAGAGGGAAACUAUUUCAUCAAAAAGGAACAACAGAUUAGAGACAACUGGCUUGACAACAUCGACUGGGUGAGAAUAAAAGAACAACCUUUCAAACAAAAGAAGAAAGGUCUUGGAGCCAAACGAACACGCAGAGCCGGCGAUGAGGAUGAGGCUGAGGAAGAGAAACAGAGAGAAGAGAAGCAGGCAGACCGAGAAACUGAAGAAGAAGAGGAGGAGACGGAGCCUGCUGAGGACCCCCUGGCAUCCUACACACAGCACCAACUCACAGAAGCUGUGAUCGAACUGUUGCUACCUGGGGAAACAGUUGCCAGAGCGCUCCGCAGACUAGGAGGUCUUGGAGGACGGAAGAAGGGAAAGCUGAGGGAAGAGAGUGAACCCACAGAAGAGACCAAAAGGGAUGCAGAAAAGCUUGAUAGGCUCACAGCACUCGCUGACAGACUGGUUGGAUCUGGGAUGUUUGAAAUCUAUCAGCAAACAUAUGAAAAACUGGCCUACUUAAUGAAGCGCAUGAGCAGCAAGAAACCAGCUGUGGGGCAGAAGUCCAGUGGUGCUGGUGAUAAUGAAGAAGAUGAACUUGACAUGUUUGCAGAUAAAUUUGACGAGACACAUAGUGGCCGAUCAGAGGAUAAAGAGGAUGAAGAAAACAAAAGAGUGAGUGAUGAAGUGAUGUGGCAGUACAAAUGGGAAAAUGAGGAUAAUUCAGAAAUCUGGCCCUUCACCAGUCAGCAGAUGCAGGAUUGGGUGGAUGAAGGCUACUUCAGCACUGGUGUUUACUGCAGGAGGGUGGACCAGGAGGGAUCUCAGUUCUACAACUCCAAGAGACUAGACUUUGAGCUUUAUACAUGAUUUGUGUCCAGCAUCAAACCACCUCAUCCAUCACAAUCAAUUUGGAUGACAGAUCUGUCGUUUUAACAGGGGCUUUGUUUUCUGUACAUUGUUUUUAAAUAAAUGACUCAUGUAUGUGGUGUUGCUAUCAA